AACCCAAACCCCACCGCACCGACUCCCAUUCCUCCCAAAUUGGUUUCAGACAUGGUGACGGAGGAACUCGUUUUCGUGAAUUUCUGGUCAAGCCCCUUUGGGUGCAGAGUCAAAAUCGCUUUGGAAGAGAAGGGGAUUCCUUACGAAUACAAAGAAGAGGAUCUGUUCAACAAAUCCCCUCUUCUGUCUACAAUCAAUCCUGUUUAUAACAAAGUUCCAGUACUCGUUCAUAAUGGAAAAUCAAUAUGUGAAUCGCUAAACAUAGUGGAGUACAUCGACGAGGUUUGGAGCGAUCGAUCAACUUCGUUCCUUCCUUCCGAUCCAUAUGAGAGAUCACAAGCUCGAUUUUGGGCUGAUUUCAUCGACAAAGAGCUAUAUGAAGCAAGCAAGAAGAUUUAUAGAUGCAAAGGGGAAGAACAAGAGAGCGGCAAGAAAGAUGUGUUAAGAAUCUUGAAAUUAAUUGAAGGGGAACUUGGAAACAAACCUUUUAUUGGUGGCGACAAUUUAGGCAUUGAAGAAGAGUGUCCGAUUUUAGUUUCAUGGGCCAAAAGGUGUUCACAAAAGGAAAGUGUAGCAAAGUCUCUUGUUGAUCCAAUCAAGAUUUACGACUUCAUUUUGUAUCUCAAUAAUUAUCUCACAAAGUAA
Molecule: messenger RNA, 645 nt
Organism: Lactuca virosa
Lineage: Eukaryota; Viridiplantae; Streptophyta; Magnoliopsida; Asterales; Asteraceae
Source: the annotation of a GenBank genome assembly